Magnolia sinica is the source of this 1284-nucleotide messenger RNA. Its product is annotated as meiotic coiled-coil protein 2-like. Gene Ontology annotation, biological process: post-transcriptional regulation of gene expression. Lineage: Eukaryota; Viridiplantae; Streptophyta; Magnoliopsida; Magnoliales; Magnoliaceae. Bases 761 to 1156 code for a protein of 131 amino acids. The transcript has 4 exons. Gene Ontology annotation, molecular function: mRNA binding. The record is from RefSeq and is a predicted model, not a curated record. Gene Ontology annotation, cellular component: cytoplasm.
UAUUAGGGCUUGUCUGGAUCCUUGCACUGUUUAUAUCUUGAUUGGCUAAUCCAGGCAUUUGUUUUGAAUCAUUUACAGUAGGCUUCCAAUGGGAUUGAUGAGCCCUCCACCCAUCAUCCUUCCUCUUUUAUGUGGAGUAGUAAACACAUUAUUAUUAAAAUAUGUUCAUCUUUGGUGUAGCCAAACAUCAAGAGGCUUUCUCAACCCAUUUUCAACAAACUUCAAAUGAGGAUGGCAUAUGUAAACUAUGAACUACUACUUACUAUGGUAUUGCCAAUGGCAAGAUUGAAUCCCUUACAAUAUGUUUCCUUGUAUGGUGACUCUCUACCAUGGCCAAUUCAAUGGGCAUAGGUGAAGGUUGUGGUUUUAUCAUGGUUGAUUUUAAAGUUACAACCAAUCCGCAGGUUAAAGGAGCCUCAAGUUGCUCAAGACCCAAUUGUAGUAGAUGAGUGUCACGAAUUUGAGAAAAUACUAGGCCUUCAAGACCAUUAUACCAAUAAUUUAAACUAUUGAACAUGAUCGGGUUGACUUUGGUUUGGACCCAUCAAAUUUUUUUUUUAACGAAAAGUAAAGCGAGCAUAUUCUGUUCUACAAGUGACUGUUAUUGACAUUUCCUUUCCAUAAUGAAUGACUGCCUCAUUUUUCCCCAGUAGGUUAAUAAUGCUCUCUGUGUAUAUGUAGGGAUGGUGUGACCAAAGGCCAAUUUUACUAGGUCUUACUGUAUGAACUAGAUGCAAUCCAGAAGUUGGAGCUGAAGUAGAUGAUGAUAGGAUUAAGUUGUGGCUUCUGGUGGUGGUGGCUUCAAAAUCGAAGAGGCCAUACUUUGAAGUGCAGCCAUUGUGUUCCAUCAACUUUCCCGGAAAGCAUUCCCCUACCAUGUGUCAUUUACUGCCAUGGAAAUAGUUAUUCUGCUUUUGUAGUUGUCCCACAUGCUCCAACAUUGAUGACUGAUGUGUUUGGCAAUUAUGUUAUUCAGAAGUUUUUUGAGCAUGGAAGCCUUGAGCAGAGAAAAGAACUAGCAAAUCAGCUUGCUAGCCGCAUUCUACCUUUGAGCCUUCAUAUGUAUGGGUGCCUGAUAAUUCAAAAGGUAUUAUUACGGGUCAUUUGUUGGGUGGGGCUUGGCAUGUACUGUUUUUUUCUUUAUACAGACAAAUAGUUCUUGGCAGCCAGCUUUUGGACUAUGCUAUAUACUACUCCUCAACAUUGAUCAAUGCACACACUGUAUACUAGACAACUCAAUAUUUAUGAGAAUACCAACGGCUAAUCCGGAUUCAAUUUGAUCAA